CUCAUGGGCACAAGCGAUGACGUCAAGAGCGGGCAAUGACGCCGUCGUUAUAAUAAUCAAACUGAACGAUUAACGAUUCUGCAUAUUCAAUUAUCCCUUCAAUUAACCUGCAAAACAGAUUCUGACGUCGACCUCAGCGCCUGCACAGGCGCCUGCAUACGCACUUAUCGCAACUUAGAGGCUUGUGGUGAACACCCUCUUAGACAAUUAAGCUACGUACGAACACCGGCUUUGCGGAAAAAGAGCGCGGCGACUCGGCGGUGUUGCCAUGCACCUUUAGAGAUGCCGCUGCCAGCCAACUGGGUUGUUGCGGGGCGAGGAAUUGGGAGCGGGCUUGCUAACAGGUGCCACAGACGAGGUGAAGUCACGUCGACGUGGACGUCUUCAGCGCCCUUUUUUCGGUCGCGGCUUAGCGUGCUGGGCCAAUACAAGCCGCAGCAGGCAUCGCUCUCAACAUCUCGAGGCAAAUCAGCGCCACUCCAACCUCCUUCAACACCUGCUGCUCUGGGAGGUUCAAGGGAAAGCAUGGGAUCCGGUCGCGGCCCAGAGAGCAAGCAGGCGGUAGCCGCACCGUCGGCUGCCGCCGCUGCAAUCGAAGGGCGCGGCUCGCUUCUGCAGCAAAUCGCGCAGCAGCAGCAGCAGCGCCAGGUGUCGGGCACCGGACCGGUGUCACCCUCGGCUAUCCAUCUGACCGUGGCGUCAGGCGCGGUGGUGGCGCCAGAGCUUGAGUACACGGUGGUGUUGGACAUGCUGCACAAAAACGCAGUGGCUAAUGUGGAGGCCUCGAUGCGCGGUGGUGUGGUGCUGGGGCUCACCAGCCCUGCGGGCCCUACUGCCACGCUGGACGUGGUCAUCGGGCAGCUGAACUUCAAGCGGCUGCUGGCCUGUGCACGCAACAAGCUGUGGUGGAUGACGCCCGAGUGGCGCGGUGACACGUGGGCGCUGCCGCCGGAGACACAGUUCCUGCUGGCGGAGAUGCGGGAGGGAGGGCCAUAUGCCAUCCUGCUGCCGCUGAUUGAUGGAGACUUCCGGGCCACAUUGCGAGCACCCGCCAAGCGUGCCGAGGGUGCCAACGGCGAGGUCGUCCUGCGUCUGGAGAGCGGCUCUCCCGAUGUCACAGGCACCCGUUGGCCGUCUGCCAUGUACGUGGGCGCUUCAUGGGACCCGUACGAGCUCAUCGACCGCGGCGUCGCAGCCGCGGCGGCUAUGUCGGGUGGCGCCCGCCCACGCUCCACGAAGCAGAUGCCGCCGUCACUGGACGGCUUCGGCUGGUGCACCUGGGACGCGUUCUACUCCACCGUGUCAGCACGCGGGCUGGCCGAGGGCCUGGCGGCGCUGGAGGCGGGCGGCGUCAGUCCGCAGCUACUCAUCAUCGAUGAUGGCUGGCAGAUGACGGACGUGGACCCGCCCAUGCGAAAGACGCCUGCCGCCGACCUGGCGGACAAGCUGCAUGUGGAGGGCGAGCCGCGGCGACUGCUGGAGGCCACACAGGACGAGUUCUUUUAUGAGAGCCAGGAGGUCAUGGCGGACGCAGCCGCACACAUGCCGCAGGCCGCCGGCACCACACUGGGCACGGUCAUGCCCACACUCGCCAACCUGGGGCCGCAGCACAACGCGCCGCUGCACUCCCACAGCGGCAGCGUGGCCAGCCUGGACACGCUCGACCUGACCAACAACAACACCAUCGCCAGCCAGAGUCAGGACAACACUGGUACGAGGCCAACCGGUGGCCAGCGCCAGCAGCAGGACCGGCCGGCGGCUCCCAGCUCCACCGCGGGGAUGGCCACACGCGCGCAGCACGCCGGCGCUAGCGCCGUGGAGUCCAGCGGCGUCGGUGUGAGCAUAACGGAGGCGGUGCGUGCGCGCGAGGCAGCCGGCGCCAGCACCACUACUCAAGAGCCCGCAGUUCCGCCGGUUGCUCCCGCGCCUGCGCAGCUGGCAGUCAGGCCCGCGACAGCGGAGUCGGAGCUUGCAGCCAAGAACGCGGCGACUGCGUUCUGGCUGGUGCGCGCUAGCCAGAAGGUGGCGGGCUGGUUCAUGGGCAUCGCCACCGCCGGCUUCCUCAUCUUCUACCAAUGGGUGGUGGAGCCGGCUCCGCCCAACAGCCUGGCGGUCAGGGCCUUCGCGGCGGCGGCCAAGGGCCUCCUGAAGCCCGCCAUGCUGUCCUUCUACGCGACUGCCUCUGACUUCACGCGCCGCCUCACCAGCGUGCGCGCCAACGGCAAGUUCUCCCACCCCGACGCCGGCCCCGACACCGAUUGGGCGGGAGUGCCCGAGGCGCUGGGCACAGUCGUGGCGCACAUCAAGCGCAAGUUCGGCGUGCGCUACAUCUAUUGCUGGCAUGGCCUGCCGGGCUACUGGGCGGGCGUGAUGCCCACCGACCACGACGAGCUGGGCGGUGGCGCCGGCAUCCCGGGCCUGGAGAGCCACAUCCGCUUCGCCAGCCCCACACAGGGCGUGCUGGAGAUUGAGCCUUCCAUGGCCUGGAACCCCGCCGUGCUGGCAGGCAUCGGUGUUGUGGCUGACCCCAACCGCCUGUACAACGCCAUGCACCGCUACCUGCACGACAGCGGCGUGGACGGCGUCAAGGUGGACUGCCAGGCCGGUGUGGGCCUAAUCGGCUCUGCGAUGGGCGGAGGCGCGGCCCUGAGCGCCAUGUACCAGGGCGCGCUGGAGGCCAGCGUGGCGCACCACUUCGUCGGCAACCACGUCAUCAACUGCAUGUGCCACUCGACCGAGAACCUGUACAGGAUGACCGCCACGGCGGUGGCCCGCGCCUCGGACGACUUCUACCCGCGCGACCCCGCCUCCUCCCACCCGCACAUCGCGGCCUGCGCCUACAACAGCCUGUUCCUGGGGGCGCUGCUGCAGCCGGACUGGGACAUGUUCCACUCCAAGCACCCCGCGGCCAAGCUGCAUGCUGCGGCGCGCGCCGUGUCGGGCGGGCCGGUGUACGUGUCUGACAAGCCCGGCGAGCAUGACUUCGCGCUGCUGCACAGCCUGGUGCUGCCGGACGGCUCCGUGCUGCGCGCCAGUCUGCCGGGCCGCCCCACGCGUGACUGCCUGUUCGUGGACGUGCUGCGCGACGGCAAGAGCCUGCUCAAGGUCUGGAACGCCAACUCGGUGACUGGCGUGGUGGGCGUGUUCCACCUGCAGGGCAGCAGCUGGGACCGCGUGCGCCGCAAGUUCCACGUGCACGACAAGGCGCCGCGGCGGCUGAGCACCGAGGUGCGCCCCUACGACGUGGACGCCUUCCGGCCGCCCUCAAACGGCUCUGCUGCCGCCGAGGCCGCGGUGGCCGCGUCGGAGCAGUUCGCGGUGUACAGCCGGGCCGGCGGUGUCCUGAGCCUGCUGCACGGCAACGAGGGCGUCAAGGUGUCGCUGCCCAGUGCGGAGGCGGACGUGCUCACCGUGUCCCGCGUGACCCGUGUGGGCGGCAAUGCCUUUGCGCCGCUGGGCCUAACCAACAUGGUCAACGGCGGGGGCGCCGUGCGGGCGGUCUCCCACACCUUCGGACUGCCGGCGCCCGCCAGCUCCGUCAGUGGCGGCGCCAGCAACGGCAACGGCCGCCACGGCGGUGUUGUCGCCACCCGGGAGUGUGUCUUCACCAUGACGGUGCGCGGCUACGGCGAGCUGGUGUCAUACUGCGGCCGUGAGCCCGACCUGGUGCUGCUCAACGGCGCCCGCCUGCAGCCCGAGGUCAGCUACACCUACAGCCCCGGCGUCGUGGCGGCCGGCAGCGGCGCGGCGGCAGAGGGUGGGCGGCUGCGUGUGGACCUGCCGCGCGUGUCAGACCUGGAGAACGAGGUGCAGGUGGUGUUCCGCAGCUUCGAGUAAGGGACCGAGUUUGUCUCUCGGGCCUGCAUAAUAUGUUUCUGGACCUGUGUACUGUACAGGCAGCCGAGGGGCCUGAGGUUUUUUCUGAGUCCGGGUGCUUGCAUUGCAGUAGUGCAGGCAGGAGUGCGAAGGUCUUAGAUGAGCUGGUGCAAGAAUGUUUCUGGCUCCACAAAAGAGGGAGGAGGGCAACUCGAGCAUACUAUGAUGCCGGAGCUCUGUAGACGCGGUUGGUUGCGUUCGGCAAUAAUCCACAUUCUUUGGGGCGAUAACAUGCUCAGCCGCAUUACUCAACUCCAUACGGGAGCAUAGGAGUAGGAACGUGCUGCCGCGGUGUUGACGUUGUGUGGCGGCGGCUGGAGGCGUGGCAGUGCCCAAAACGACGUCCUGGGCAUGCCUCCAGCGCUGGCACACAACCGCACACGCUUUGCACCGCCCCCACGCGAUGGCGCAAGCCGCCGCGGUGUUGGGUUGUGCGGCGGCGGCUGGAGGCGUCGCAGGGCCCAGCCUGAAAGUUAAGCCUGAAAUUACCCAGAUGAACGGAUUUGUUGUAUGUAAGAAAGAGGAUGCUCGCUGCGCUGAUAGACGUUGCAGUGCACGUGCAAGCGCGGGUUGCGACAUACGUAAGGGUAGAGCGCGGGAAUAACCGUGCGUGCAGUGUGCUGUACUGUGAAGAGAUACUACCGGAGGCCCCGGAGGGAAGAUGCAAGCACAAGCUGUGCAAAUGCACGGACGCUACUGUUUGGAGAGUUGCAAAGGAAGGCACGCCAGCAUAAAGGCUGAAUCAGGCUGAAUGCGCAUAUCAACCGUUGAAGCAUACCCAGGCACGAACGGGAGGGUGCGGUACUGGCACUGAGUCAGGCCGGCACAGCGUGUCAUCAGAGUAAGACAAGUGACGUUUUUUGCCGAGAGGCGCGCCCUGCCAUGGGUAGGCCAGGGGAGGGUUAGGCCUUUGGACUAGGUGGGUGCCUCUCGCACCGGAACCACCACAUUUGCGCACGCAGCACCAGCGCGGCUGUACACCGCAAAACGCAACAGCGUAGAACUCUGUUGCGCCUACUGAGAAAGGCACGGCUGUUGUGUCCUUGCGCGGUUUUGACGCGUUGUACGUUAUGGCUGGGAGGGCGGUAACCCACCAGGAAAUGCCGGAAGGCGGGAAGGGCAGCUCCGUGUGGGCCAAGAUGGUCCUUCAGAGGAGUGGCUCUUCAGCCUUCAGGCGUGCCUGACUCCCCCCUUCCCAGGCUAGUGCGUUUCGGGCUAGUGCGUAGUGGGCAGGGGGGGGGGACGAACAAACAUUUUGGAUACCUGCCCAAAGCAUGCCAUGGAAGCUUAUGAAGGCAGGGGAACGUCAGGACCCUACCAAAAGACGAAGGGCUACCGUCCGUCAACAUGUGUUGGGUUGGGAGCUUGGGAUGUUGGGGUGCGACACGUCUCGCCUGGCCAGAAGGUGCCACAAGUCGCGGACCGGUGCUGGCGCGCCGGAAGAAAACGCAUGUUUAUGUCCCAGGCGGCAAAUCUUUAGGCGUGCUUUACUUGGGUGCAUCUGGACGGGCCUGGGACGGUCGCAAGAUGUCCACAACAUGUUGACAACGUGCUGUGGUCAAGACGUGCCCUGCGAACUCCCCAUGCUUGCAUGUAAGUAGGGCUCGCU
Molecule: messenger RNA, 5485 nt
Organism: Chlamydomonas reinhardtii
Lineage: Eukaryota; Viridiplantae; Chlorophyta; Chlorophyceae; Chlamydomonadales; Chlamydomonadaceae
Exons: 18
Coding region: 283-3837 (1184 amino acids)
Source: RefSeq, a predicted model, not a curated record